Molecule: messenger RNA, 1574 nt
Organism: Chlamydomonas reinhardtii
Lineage: Eukaryota; Viridiplantae; Chlorophyta; Chlorophyceae; Chlamydomonadales; Chlamydomonadaceae
Exons: 1
Coding region: 133-753 (206 amino acids)
Source: RefSeq, a predicted model, not a curated record
GUUGUGAAGAAUUAUGGCGAAGUCGCACGGUAUUGCUGGCGGAAAUGCUGAAUUCCAUCGGCCAUGUACGGAGAAUGGUCCUCUGAUAACUGCUUGUUGUCGCGCACAGAUUUGUAUCAACACUCCACUGCCAUGUUAGCGUUGCUAGCAGUACGGGCGCGUUCGCCCUCGUUGCCAUCAAUCACUUUGCCUGCUCGAUUGCUUUCUACGCAAACCUCUGCUUCAGUGUCAGAGACUUACAGCAACAGGCCAACGAGCAGCGCUGAAUCUACGGAAGCGGUCUCGAGCUCGGGGCAGUCUGCAUCAAAGUGGGACUGGAAAUGGGUGCUCGGCAAAGCGUCGGGGCGCAAGCCCGCAAUCACGCGACCAAGGAGGCACCAAUGGCACUACUGCAAUCCAGAGUAUGAUCCCGCGGCGCCGCUGCCCGAGGUGCUGCGCUCGCCGUUCGGCCCUCCCGGCGCGGAACGCUCGCACGACUGGGCCACCUACGCACGGCACCUGCAGCUGCAGCCAGAGAACCGGAGGGACCUGAAGCGCUACCGGGCACGCUUCGUGCGAUUUAUGCAGCUGCGGGAGCUGGACUGGCGGGAGGCUUUCCAGCGGGGCGUGGCGGAGGACAGCCGCGUGUCCAACAAGGUGGCGCGCGCAAAGGCGGAGGCACAGCGGCAGGACGCGUGGAGCGACUACAAGCAGGCCAUGUGGCAGCGCGCACAACUGGCCGACUCGCACCAGUCACAUGGGACUGGGCGAUAGACUCGCACCAGUCGCAGGGGACUGGGCGAUAGCAGUGUGGUCAGAAGAGCUGCUGAGGAAGAACUGAACCCGCACCACUAGAACGCAGCAUCGCGGCGGUCAAUCCGGUGCCAGCAUUACUGCAUGGGACCAUGGCAAGUUUCCCAUUGAUGGAUGUGCACCGCACCUACUGGGCGUUGUAGCUACCGGAGUGACAUGAGGUGGAUAAGUACCGCCGGUUAUGGGUUGGCGGCAAGGUGGUGUUGACUGGUGUUGACCGACAUCACGAAUGAAAGCUGCUUGACUGUCUUUGUUGUUAUGAUGAGGAUUUGGUGAGAGGAACCACGGGCGCGCGGUAUGGCAUGCGCUUACGUAAGGGGUAUGUGCUUGUAUACCGUACGUUGCCCUUCCAUUCUCCUCGUUCCAUGGUUGUGCGAUGGGCCAGUGUUAAGGCAGGUUGGUGAAGUCCCGUUGAGUGCAGCUGAUAUCCAGACCCCAGCAGAUGGCAAACAACUUGCAACGGCAGUGCAGGAGCGCGCGGCUGGUCGAACGCCGGAGUAACUGUACCGACGAGUUGCUGGCUGGCUGGAAGUUUGCUGACGCGCAUUCCUCACGCUCCGGGCGCCCUGCCAGGCGAUAGCACCACACAGACACAUCGUAGGUCCAUGGUGUGAUAGGCACGAUCUUACACCAAUUUACACGGUGUGAGGCAGCACGUGAUCUGUGGAGCAGCAAACUCUAGUCCCAACGCUUACAGCAUCCUACGGCUGCUCCUACCCCUUAUUGCUAUUGUUAUGCAAGGCAAUGCCCUGCAGUUUGUUAUCAUGUAACUUGAAUGCCAU